UUUUUUUUUACCCCCCCCGUGCGUUAAUUAUUUUAGCCCCUCUCCCCUUUCGAUGUGCGGCUUUGGACAUGCGGAGGCUACUGCAACCGUGUUGGUGGAUCUUUUUCUUGAAAAUCACCAGCUCCGUGCUCCAUGAUGUGGUGUGCUUCCCCGCUCUGACUGAAGGUUAUGUUGGCUCUCUGCAUGAAAACAGACAUGGUAGUUCUGUGCAGAUACGGAGGCGAAAGGCUUCAGGGGAUCCUUACUGGGCAUACUCGGGUACCUAUGGUCCCGAGCACUGGGUUACUUCCAGCGAGAAGUGCGGAGGGUCUCACCAGUCUCCCAUAGACAUCGUAGACCAUCAGGCCCGUGUUGGAGAUGAGUAUCAAGAACUGCAGCUUGAUGGUUUUGACAAUGAAUCUUCAAACAAGACUUGGAUGAAAAACACAGGAAAAACGGUUGCUAUCCUGCUGAAGGACGAUUAUUUUGUCAGUGGUGCCGGGUUGCCGGGCAGAUUCAAGGCAGAGAAAGUGGAGUUUCACUGGGGUCAAAGCAACGGAUCAGCUGGCUCUGAGCACAGUAUCAAUGGCAAGAGGUUCCCCGUUGAGAUGCAGAUUUACUUCUACAAUCCUGAUGACUUUGACAGUUUUGGAACAGCAGUUCUAGAAAACAGGGUAGUAGGAGCCAUGGCCGUGUUUUUUCAAGUCAAUCAGAGGGACAAUCCAGCACUGGAUCCCAUUAUCCAUGGGUUGAAGGGCGUCGUACAUCACGAGAAGGAGACCUUUCUGGAUCCCUUUGUGCUGAGGGACCUUCUGCCGACAUCGCUGGGGAGUUAUUACCGCUACGCAGGUUCUCUGACUACUCCUCCAUGUAGCGAGAUCGUGGAGUGGAUCGUUUUUCGGAAGCCUGUUCCCAUUUCUUAUCAUCAGCUGGAGGCAUUCUACUCCAUAUUCACCACUGAACAGCAAGACCACGUCAAGUCCGUGGAGUACCUGAGAAAUAACUUCCGACCACAGCAAAGCCUGAACAACAGGAAUGUGUCUAAGUCUGCCGUGAAGGAUGCUUGGAGCCAAGAUAUGACAGACAUCUUGGAAAAUCCACUCGGCACAGAAGCUUCCAAAGCUUGCAGCACUCCGCCAGUCAACAUGAAAGUGCAGCCUGUGAACAGGACAGCGUUACUUGUAACCUGGAACCAACCAGAAACCAUCUACCACCCUCCGAUCAUGAACUACAUGAUCUCAUAUAGCUGGACUAAAAACGAAGAUGAAAAGGAGAAGACUUUCACCAAGGACAGUGACAAGGACCUGAAGGCCAUCAUUAGCCAUGUCUCACCUGACAUCCUUUAUCUGUUCAGAGUUCAAGCAGUUUGCCGAAAUGAAAUGCGUAGUGACUUUAGCCAGACUAUGCUCUUUCAAGCUAACACUACUCGAAUUUUCGAGGGGACCAGAAUUGUGAAAACAGGAGUGCCCACAGCAUCUCCUGCCUCCUCAGCUGACAUGGCUCCCAUCAGCUCCGGCUCCUCCACCUGGACCUCCUCGGGGCUCCCCUUCUCCUUCGUGUCCAUGGCCACAGGGAUGGGGCCUUCCUCCAGCGGCAGCCAGGCCACCGUGGCCUCAGUGGUGACCAGCACCUUGCUGGCAGGGCUGGGCUUCAGCGGUGGUGGCAUCUCCUCCUUCCCCAGCAGCGUGUGGCCCACCCGGCUCCCCGCGGCGGCCGCCCCCAGCAAGCAGGCGGGACGGUCAGUGGUGGCUGCCACCGAGGCCGCUGCUGCCGCCUCCCCAGGGCCAGAGCGGGACUCGGCGCUGACAAAGGACAGGGAGGGAGCCGAGGAGGGGGAGAAGGAUGAAAAGAGUGAAAGCGAGGAUGGGGAGCGGGAGCAUGAGGAAGAGGAAGAAAAGGAUGCCGAGAAGAAGGAGAAAAACAAGGCGACGGCGGCCACGGAGGCGCGCAAUAGCACAGAGCCCAACAUGGCCACGGCUUCCCCCAACCGGACUGCCGAGGAGGAAGGAAAUAAAACCAUAUCGGGUGAAGAGCCAAACCAAAACGUUGCCCCCACGGCUGGAGGUCCCCAGGAGGAGAGCUUUGCCGAAGCAGACACGCAGCCCCAGCCGCUCCCUUCCACCCAAGUGCCACCAGCGUUCACCGACGAACUUUACCUGGGGAAGAUCCCAAGACGACCAGAGACAACAAGAAAACCUCCUCCAAAGGAGGACAGGUUUCCAGAGGAAUACCCCUCAGAUAACAAAUUCAUCACCAUUAACCCAGCUGACAAGAACAGCUCCAGCAUGGCCACGAGACCUUCUCCUGGUAAAAUGGAAUGGAUCAUCCCGCUUAUUGUGGUCUCAGCACUGACCUUCGUGUGCCUCAUUCUUCUCAUUGCUGUGCUUGUCUACUGGAGGGGACGGAAAAGGAUCCAGCCCGGCCGUUCGCAAGUGUGGUGGGGCACCGGGUUUUUCUCUGUGGAUGAAGGGCUGAGAAAGUGUUUUCAGACUGCCCAUUUCUAUGUGGAGGACAGCAGUUCCCCCCGUGUGGUCCCCAAUGAAAGUAUUCCCAUUAUACCUAUUCCAGAUGAUAUGGAAGCAAUUCCAGUCAAGCAGUUCGUUAAACACAUCAGUGAGCUGUAUUCUAAUAACCAGCAUGGGUUCUCAGAAGACUUUGAGGAAGUGCAGCGCUGUACGGCUGACAUGAACAUCACUGCAGAGCAUUCCAACCACCCCGACAACAAGCACAAGAACAGAUACAUCAACAUCCUAGCCUAUGAUCACAGCAGGGUGAAGCUAAGGCCUUUACCGGGAAAAGAUUCUAAGCACAGUGACUACAUUAAUGCUAAUUAUGUCGAUGGUUACAACAAAGCAAAAGCCUACAUUGCUACCCAGGGACCUUUAAAGUCUACCUUUGAAGAUUUCUGGAGGAUGAUUUGGGAACAAAAUACUGGAAUCAUUGUCAUGAUCACAAACCUUGUUGAAAAAGGAAGAAGAAAAUGCGAUCAGUACUGGCCGUCAGAGAACAGCGAGGAGUAUGGCAACAUAAUCGUCACGCUGAAGAGCACAAACAUUCAUGCCUGCUACACGGUGCGCCGCUUCACAGUCAGGAACACAAAGAUGAAAAAGGGUCAGAAAGGAAACCCCAAAGGGCGGCAGAACGAGAGAACGGUUAUUCAGUAUCACUACACUCAGUGGCCUGACAUGGGUGUGCCAGAGUACGCUCUGCCUGUGCUAACCUUCGUUAGGAGAUCCUCCGCAGCCAGAACCCCGGACAUGGGACCAGUGGUGGUGCACUGCAGUGCUGGUGUUGGCAGAACUGGUACUUACAUUGUGAUAGACGGUAUGCUGCAACAGAUAAAAGACAAAAGCACAGUUAAUGUCCUGGGUUUCCUGAAACAUAUCAGGACACAGCGCAACUACCUCGUCCAGACAGAGGAGCAGUACAUUUUUAUUCACGAUGCCUUGUUGGAAGCCAUCCUUGGGAAGGAGACUGAAGUAUCUGCAAACCAGCUGCAUAGUUACGUUAACAGCAUCCUCAUACCUGGCAUAGGAGGGAAGACACGACUAGAAAAACAGUUCAAGCUGGUUACACAGUGUAAUGCAAAAUACGUGGAAUGCUUCAGCGCUCAGAAAGACUGCAACAAAGAGAAGAACAGGAACUCAUCAGUCGUGCCGUCUGAGCGUGCUAGAGUGGGCUUGGCACCGCUGCCUGGAAUGAAGGGAACAGAUUACAUUAAUGCCUCUUAUAUCAUGGGCUACUACAGGAGUAACGAGUUCAUUAUAACCCAACAUCCGCUGCCACAUACGACUAAAGAUUUCUGGCGAAUGAUCUGGGAUCACAAUGCACAGAUCAUCGUCAUGCUGCCGGACAACCAGAGCCUGGCAGAAGAUGAGUUUGUGUACUGGCCAAGUCGCGAGGAAUCCAUGAACUGUGAGGCCUUUACUGUGACCCUUAUCAGCAAAGACAGACUGUGCCUCUCUAACGAAGAGCAAAUUAUCAUCCAUGACUUUAUCCUUGAAGCUACCCAGGAUGACUACGUUCUGGAAGUCCGCCACUUUCAGUGUCCUAAAUGGCCAAACCCAGAUGCUCCCAUAAGCAGUACCUUUGAACUUAUCAAUGUAAUCAAGGAAGAGGCCUUAACAAGGGAUGGCCCCACCAUAGUUCAUGAUGAGUAUGGAGCUGUGUCAGCGGGAACGCUAUGUGCCCUUACCACUCUGUCCCAGCAGCUGGAGAAUGAAAAUGCUGUCGAUGUUUUCCAGGUGGCAAAGAUGAUAAACCUUAUGCGGCCUGGAGUAUUUACAGACAUUGAACAGUACCAGUUUCUUUAUAAGGCAAUGCUAAGCUUGGUCAGUACUAAGGAAAAUGGAAAUGGUCCCAUGACACUGGACAAAAAUGGUGCUGUGAUGGCCAGUGACGAAUCUGAUCCCGCAGAAAGCAUGGAGUCUCUUGUCUAAUUGGAAACCUGAAAAGGCACUUAAUUUGUAGAACUUCUGAAGACUGAGUGAACUUUUUUGAGGCCUUUUUUGCCAGACUCUAGGUUAUACAAUAACCCAAUUACUUUUUUACACUGAUAAAAGUUUUGAUAUUUAUUUUUUGCCAUUUUAUGUCUUAAUGGUAUCCUACUGAGCAUUUGCACCUCUGUUUAUUUCACACAGUGAAACGCAAUUUUAUCUAGUUUGCACUAUAUGAUCAGUGUUACUGCCUAUAAUAUUCUAAUACAAGACAAGCCCUGAUGUGACAUUCCAUGACAACAAACAUACGCUUUUUCUGUUUUGUUUAAAUGCAGUGAAGUUUUGCUAACUACAGUGACCCUCGAAUCUUAAAUCUUGAAUGCUAGGCCAGAUGGAUUCUUUCUACAACAGAUACUGUACCCCUCAUACCAUAUUUAUUAUUUUAAUGAUCAUGUCAUGGUUUUGGUAAUGGUAUUCUGCAUUCCAGUGGAGUGGAUGAGCAGUGUUCAUCCUUUCUUGACAAAACGUGGCAGGUGAUUAUUAGCUACAGCGAAGGUGUAAUAGCCUUGUGGAGCUGAAACAAUUAUUUCUGUAUUGUUUCAAAUUGCUGUUUUGUACACUUACAAAGGCCUAAAACUUGCUUCACGUGGAAUAUAUAAAUUACAUACAAUAUAAUUAUAAAUUAGAUGCAAUUCAUAUGUGGGACGCAGUGAUAGGUUUUGAAUUUACAAUUUCCAAGUUUCCCCAUGUAUUCAGAAAAAUGUUGAUUUUAGUUUUCAACCAGCCCUAUGAUGGGAAGGUAUUUUGGUUUUAUUCUCAUCAGAGCCAAUACAGUGAGAAAUCUACUACAACCCCAAAUCAGACCUGUUUUCAGAUAUAUUGAAGGUAGCAAUAUUUUACAUUACUAAGCUAUUCAAUAUUUUAAACACAUUAAUUUCCUUACUAUUUCUUCAAUAUGACCUCACACCUAAUGGUAUGUUACAUGGUGACAGGCGUUUCUUAAUUUCAUAACUGUUAGAUGCCAUUUUUACAGGUGUGUAAUUUUCAUACUUUAGUGCUAAAACAUAAAGUACUGAUCCAUAUUUACUGGUGAAGCAAACUAAUAAAAAAACUACCUAUAAAGUUA
Harpia harpyja (harpy eagle) is the source of this 5541-nucleotide messenger RNA. RefSeq names its product protein tyrosine phosphatase receptor type G (gene PTPRG). Gene Ontology annotation, molecular function: protein binding; protein tyrosine phosphatase activity. Lineage: Eukaryota; Metazoa; Chordata; Aves; Accipitriformes; Accipitridae. Gene Ontology annotation, biological process: protein dephosphorylation. The record is from RefSeq and is a predicted model, not a curated record. The transcript has 30 exons. The coding region runs from base 69 to 4418 and encodes 1449 amino acids.